This is a messenger RNA of Argentina anserina (silverweed cinquefoil), 2119 nucleotides long. Its product is annotated as conserved oligomeric Golgi complex subunit 8. NCBI's taxonomy places the organism in Eukaryota, Viridiplantae, Streptophyta, Magnoliopsida, Rosales, Rosaceae. Gene Ontology annotation, biological process: intra-Golgi vesicle-mediated transport. The record is from RefSeq and is a predicted model, not a curated record. Gene Ontology annotation, cellular component: COG complex. Bases 190 to 1959 code for a protein of 589 amino acids. The transcript is spliced from 12 exons.
GAUCCAGAUCCGAAUCGCGGCAACGACUCAACAACAGAAACACAGACAGCCUUGAGCAACUGAAUCAAAGAAGAAGAAAAAGCUCAGCUAUUAGAUCUGCAAACUCUGCAUUUUCCCUCCGAUUUCAUCACCCCAAAACCCUAAGCCGAAGGUUCCGAUCCCAACCUCCACCGGAAUUCGGAGCUCCAGAUGAUGGAGUCCGAAAAUGCCGCGGCGGAGGACUCGUCCACCGUCGCCAGCCUCCUCCCUCUCGCCUCCGGCGCCCAGCAGCCUUACGUCUCCGAGCUCCUCUCCUUCACACUCGAUCGCCUCCACAAGGAACCGGAGCUUCUUCGGGUCGACGCGGAGCGGAUACAGCGGCAAAUGCAAGAGGUGGCGGUGGGGAACUACCGAGCCUUCAUCGCCGCUUCGGACGCGUUGCUGGUGAUUCGAGACGAAGUGUCCUCCAUUGAUAAGCACCUGGAGUCUCUGAUAGGGGAGAUUCCGAAGCUGACGAGUGGAUGCAGUGAGUUUGUUGAAUCAGCGGAGGAGAUUUUGGAGAAGAGGAAGAUGAACCAGAUAUUGUUUGCCAAUCAUAGUACAUUGCUCGACUUACUUGAAAUCCCACAGCUUAUGGAUACAUGUGUGAGGAAUGGAAAUUAUGAUGAAGCUCUGGACUUGGAAACGUUUGUUUGCAAGCUUUCAACUAUGCACCCCAAGUUGCCUGUUAUACAAGCUCUAGCUGCAGAAGUCAGGCAGACCACUCAAUCUCUUCUUUCUCAGCUUCUUCAAAAACUACGGUCAAACAUUCAGUUACCUGAGUGUCUCCGCAUUAUUGGAUAUCUACGUAGAAUAGGGGCAUUUAGUGAGUAUGAAAUGCGUUUGCAGUUCUUGAGAUGUCGGCAGGCAUGGCUUACUGGAAUUCUUGAGGAUUUGGACCAGAGAAAUGCUUAUGACUACCUGAAGGGGAUGAUUAACUUUCAGAGACAGCAUCUAUUUGAUGUUGUCAAUCAAUACAGAGCGAUAUUUUCUGAUGAUACAUCAGGCAAUGAAGAAAAUCAUGAUGGUGGUCUUCUGUUCAGUUGGUCUAUGCAUCAAAUUACCUCACUCCUUAAGACUUUGAAAAUUGUGCUUCCAAAAAUAACUGAAGGAGGUUCACUAUCAAAUAUUUUGGAUCAAUCCAUGUAUUGUGCCAUGGGGCUUGGUUGGGUUGGGCUAGAUUUUCGGGGGCUGCUACCUUCACUUUUUGAGGAGGCAGUUCUCAACUUGUUCGCAAAAAAUAUGAGUACAGCAGUUGAAAAUUUUCAGUUGGUCUUGGAUUCACAUCGAUGGGUCCCACUACCGGCUGUUGGUUUUCCGGCAAACAGUGUUAAUGAUGAAAAUCAGGAUGAUGUUACUCCGCCAUCUUAUCUUAUGGAACACCCACCCCUUGCUGUUUUUAUUAAUGGUGUCUCUGCAGCGAUGAAUGACCUCCGCCCCUGUGCCCCCAUAAGUUUGAAGCACAUGCUUGCUCAAGAGUUAAUCAAGGGAUUACAGACUGUUGCUGACUCCUUACUGAGAUACAAUACUACUAGAAUACUGAAAGAUAAUGAGUCUGGACUUUUCCUAUCACUUUGCCGGGCAUUCAUUGAGAUUACAUAUCCUCAUUGUUCAAAUUGCUUUGGCCGCUGCUACCCUGGUGGAGCUGCUUUAGUAAUGGAUGCGAAGAGUUUGUAUGAUGGGAUUGGCCGCCUAUUGACAGUCUCUACAUCCCGAGGGCUUCCCAAACCUGUUGAUGAUGAAAACAAAGAUAAAAAUGAAAAGAGCGGCACUGAGAAUGGUGACAUGCCUUUGGUUGAAAACGGUGUCACACCUGUCGAAGAAACUAAUGAGACCAAUGCCGAUGAAAGGGAAGAGCAUGUCAAGAAAAUAGAUGAAAGGGAACCGAAAAGUGCAACUCUACAAACACAGGAAAGGAAGGAAAUACCAAGCGAUGCAUGAAGCAUCUUUUUAUGCAAUAGAAAACUUUGUAGCAUCCCGUUUUAUUUUAUAGGUGAGAACAUUUUACUUUUCCUUUUGAAUUCUCGAUGGGGUGUAAUUUAUUCGCGUGUAAUUAUUUAUUCAACAGAUUGUAUCCAAACUUUGAGCUACAGCCUACAGA